AUGCAUGACGCCGCCGAGGGGAUUCGCACGAAACAGCUCACCUCCAUGUCCCGCAAGAGCGUUGGCCGGCUGCCGGACACUCAGAAGAAGAGGGUCUCGGAGAUGGCGUCUAUGCCGGGGCUCGACUUUCUCUGGGGUCGGUUCGACACCAAUGCGUUUGGGGUGGACCUUGCUGGGAACUACGACCACCGAGGUCUUUUUCCCGAGAUUGCCAGGAUCAAUCAUGACUGUAGACCGAGCUGCUACACUCGUUACUCUAGUCGGCUUCUGACCAUGGAAGCCAUUGCUUAUCGUGACAUCAAACAAGGAGAAGAGCUCAGCAUAGCGUAUACACCCCUCAACCUCCAGACGGAAGACCGGCAAGACAUCAUCCAGCGCUGGGGCUUCAACUGCACCUGCCAGCUCUGCAGCGACCCGGCGCUCAGCGCGUCCUCGGACCGUAACCGCCAGCGCAUCGCCGGCAUCAUCACCGAGGCGAACGGGCCGCAGAGCCGCGAGCGAGAGGUGCUCGCGCGGCUGUCGGAGGAGAUGAAGGAGCUCGUGGAGGCCGAGGAGCUCGAGUCGUUGGCGGGGACUUACGUUUCGGGGGUGGAUCACCCGAGGGUGGAAAAGGCUAGGUCCGUCAUUGGUAAGCUGAAGGCUAGCAUCAAGGGGCGGAAGGAGUAA
This is a messenger RNA of Parascedosporium putredinis, 666 nucleotides long. The record is from the annotation of a GenBank genome assembly. Lineage: Eukaryota; Fungi; Ascomycota; Sordariomycetes; Microascales; Microascaceae.